This is a messenger RNA of Botrytis fragariae, 738 nucleotides long. RefSeq lists its product as uncharacterized. NCBI's taxonomy places the organism in Eukaryota, Fungi, Ascomycota, Leotiomycetes, Helotiales, Sclerotiniaceae. The record is from RefSeq and is a predicted model, not a curated record. Bases 1 to 738 code for a protein of 245 amino acids. The transcript is spliced from 3 exons.
AUGUUACUCUCAACCUCUCGCGCAUUGCCGCAUACAUUGCGCGCAAUAACUCGAUCCCACACAACUACAUGUUCGAAUAUACGACGCUCAGUCUCAACAUUAAAGGAAAAUCCUAAUAUUUACAUCCACCCACCCACCUCUUCCUCCCCCCAAACCCACAUUCUAACCCUCCUCCCCACCACCCCACCAACCACAUCCCUCUCCCUCGGCACCACCACCACCCUCCCCAUCACCCCUCAAUCCUUCACUCCCAAUCCCCAAUUCCUCCCCUUCCUCUCCACCAUCCUCCAAAAAUACGCCCAUCUAGAUCCACAACUCCAUUCGCAAGCCGCCGCCUUCGCCACCACCACGACUCACUUCUCCCUCUCACCCCCAUCAUCCUAUCGUCAAAACAAAGGCGGAAAGUCUUCAAAAGGAAAAGAUUCCGGAGCGCCACCUAGUGCCAGUCAAGGCGGCGCCGGCUCCGGCGGCCACGGCGGCUACAUCCACCUCUCGGAUACGCGCGCACCCCCCGACUACGGCCGCAUCGCCUACCCCGAAGACAUAUUCGGAUCUCUCGAAGUCGACGCGACCGGACAAUUCGUCGAAGGAGAUUCUGGGAAAGCGCCUGGAAAUUGGCAAGACUCGGGAACCUACCGCAUAGUAACACGUGAGGGCAUUUUCGGAUUGCCAGAUUUCUUGAGGGGGAAAUUGGUGGAGGCCUUGAAGGAGGAGGAGAAGAAGAUUAAUGGAAACUAA